UGCAGUUGUCACUGCCAAUCUGCACCUCAUUGCUGGAGUUCACAGGCACCUCAAGUGUAAAGGGCCAGCUGCCCCAAAGCAACUGCCUGGACCAGCUACGGAUCAGAAAGUGAGGGUGGGACUGGUUUCCUACCUCUGCAGGCCACAGCCAUGGGUAACAACCAUGCAAGUCUGGAUGAUAUCCUUGCUGAAGAUAUGCACCACUGGUAUAACAAAUUCAUGAGGGAGUCUCCAUCGGGCCUGAUCACACUAUUUGAGCUCAAGGCCAUUCUUGGACUACAGGGUAUGACUGAGGAUGCGAACAGCUAUGUGGACCAGGUGUUCUUCACUUUUGACAUGGAUGGGGAUGGAUAUAUCGAUUUUGUGGAAUACAUUGCUGCCAUUAGUUUAAUGCUCAAGGGGGAAAUCAACCAGAAGCUAAAGUGGUACUUCAAACUUUUUGACCAGGAUGGCAAUGGGAAAAUUGACAAGGACGAAUUGGAGACAAUAUUCACAGCAAUACAAGACAUCACACGAAAUCGUGACAUUGUGCCAGAGGAUGUGGUGACUCUUAUAUAUGAAAAGAUUGAUGUCAAUGGAGAGGGUGAACUGACACUGGAGGAAUUUAUUGAAGGAGCAAAAGAUCAUCCAGAUAUUAUGGAUAUGUUGAAGAAAUUGAUGGACCUCACUCCAGUCCUAAUUAUUAUUGUUGAUGGACGACAGAAACCAACCAUGGAAGGUUAGGCUGCUUAAACACCAUCUUAAGGACAAAAUACAAAAAACAAAACAAACAAAAAAAAAGACAAUCCCCGUUCUGAAUUCAAAAUAGAGCUGAAAAUGGAUUGGAGUUUUACAAGAUGUUUGGCAAUUCAACUCUGAGGAUCAGAUGUACCUCCCCACGGCAUCUGUGUGAUCCCCUUGAUAGAAAAUUCAAGGGAGAACUCAGACUGUUGCCCAAACCUGGUGCUGUCCGAUCCCAAAGGAGAUACAGAGCUUUGCGUCAGAUAGGUACUCUGAUGCUAUAAGGGGUUCAGAGGACUAAGGAAUGAGCAAUGUGGUGCUUUUUAAGGAAAGGCUCAGUGGAGAAGGCUGGUAAUAUGACAAAUAAUGCUUAUCCAACUUUCAUUGGGUAAACUCAUCAUAUAAUCCAAGUAUGGAGUGGAAUUGUUUAUGACAACCAGAGGCAUCAUUACACUGCUAUGAGAGUGAAUUGGGAGACAGUCCACUGUCUAUUACACAGUCUGAAUUCCCUAGAACACUAUGUCAAUUAAAUAAGGUAUAGGAUAACAAAAGUACAGCACUUUAUACAGGAAAAUAGCAAAUUUGCAGUUACAUUAUGCAGAAGAAAUUUAUAAAAUGCAUUUCCAGUUUUUGCUGUCUUUUUAGACAAAAAACCUUUAAUCUGAUCAAAACACUUGUCAAAUGUUAAAACUGAAAGUUAACAAAAUCGUCAAAACUAGCAACUGCAUGUUUCAGAAUAAUAGAAAUAUUUAAAGGUAUUUUCCCCUCUAAUAUCACUGUUUAGAAGUCUGAACUUGUUAAAACAGUCUUGAACCCCCUAAAACACUUGGAUCAGCUUUGAAUUUGACAACAUACACGCAAGAAGUAUAAAAGUGAUUUUGCUGUUUGAAAUAUUCUAAUACUAACAAGUAGCACCCCACAGAAUCUGCAAACUUUUUCAGAUUUUCUGUGCUGAUUUUGGGGGAAAAUCUUUGAAAUUCUGUGGAUUAUUUCAAAUCACCUGCUCCUCUAACAAUAAAUGUAAAUAGUGUAUCCACAGUAUACAUUAAAUAUACACCAGUGCGACUUACAGUCGAUAUGAAAUUAAGUUUGAUGCACACAAAAUACAGACUUCAGGACACAUAAGAACAGACUGGCAUGCUUUCAUGAUUUUUUUUAUACGGUUGAGUUGGCAUCUUCACAUGAGGGCAAGUUUGAACUCUUUUCAAAAUAGUGUUUUUUAAUGGAAACAACAAAUAUUCAUUUCAAAGCUUUGUUACCAUCUAGAGAUGAUGAUAUUUCAUACCAUGCAUGAAAAUGUACACUGCAUGUACAAAUGCCUCCAGAAACAGAUCUUCUGUAUUUAAACUUUUUCAGUUUUGACACUUUUCAGGCAGUAAGCUUCAAGUACUCAAAUAAGAUUAUCUUCCUCUACUGUGAUAUACAUUCUGGUAUGAAAUAUUUAUGUUGACUUACUAAUAAAACUUUAAGCAAACCACUGUUUAAUUUUAUCCAAGAGAAAGAAAUGUUGAGGGAAAUAAUGUUCAAAUACUGUUUGUAGGUUACCAGUAUAAGCAAGUUUACUGAGAAAAUAAACUUGUACAAACACGUUUAAAAAAUAUACAUUUGUUUCCAUAGUCUACAUAAUACAAAGUAAAUAAAUGAGCACCAAGAUACUCAUAUCCCACAGUCCAUUCCUAAACAAAUCCCAAGAGAUCAACUACAAUCACUUAUUUUGAUCCAAAGAAACAUUUUGGUCACUCAUCUAAAUCUAAACAGUUCAUUCAAAUGUAAAGGGAUAGUUCAUCCAAAAAUGAUUUACUCAGCCUCAUGUCAUUUCAAACCAGUAUAACUUUUUCUUUUUUCUGUGGAACACAAGAGGAGAAAUUUUGAAGAAUGUUGGCACUGUUCCUUUUUACAUAUAAUGAAAGUAAUUGGGGACUGAGGCUUUCAGCCCCUAACAUUCUGUCUAACAUUUCCUUUUGUGUUCCACAGA
Myxocyprinus asiaticus (Chinese sucker) is the source of this 2695-nucleotide messenger RNA. Its product is annotated as guanylyl cyclase-activating protein 1-like. The record is from RefSeq and is a predicted model, not a curated record. Gene Ontology annotation, molecular function: calcium sensitive guanylate cyclase activator activity; calcium ion binding. Bases 151 to 723 code for a protein of 190 amino acids. Lineage: Eukaryota; Metazoa; Chordata; Actinopteri; Cypriniformes; Catostomidae. The transcript has 4 exons.